Molecule: messenger RNA, 3138 nt
Organism: Actinia tenebrosa (Australian red waratah sea anemone)
Lineage: Eukaryota; Metazoa; Cnidaria; Anthozoa; Actiniaria; Actiniidae
Product: exocyst complex component 7
Biological process (GO): exocytosis
Cellular component (GO): exocyst
Molecular function (GO): phosphatidylinositol-4,5-bisphosphate binding
Source: RefSeq, a predicted model, not a curated record
UCCAAGAUGGCGAUAAACAACACACGUUUGUAGUUUCCUAAAAAUACCCUCAAAAAUGCAAAAAGGAAUAACCUUUAGACCUAUUUAAAGUAACUGAAAUAUAAAUUGGUUUACAAGAUAUCAUUAAGUAGCCACUAUGGAUGAUAUUUCGGUGAAGAAGAAACAGAUAGAGGAGAAGUUGAACCAGGAGAAGAUGACACUGUCAUUUCUAAAAGAAAGUCUAACAAAGAGCGACCAUAUCACUAAAAACAUGCUCAAUAUCCUGGCAUCAUUUGAGAGUCGUAUUCACAAACUGGAAGAUACCAUUGUACCUGUACACAAAGAAACAGUAGAUUUGCAAAGAAGGCAAAGCAAUAUUGACAGGUCUUUGUCGGCAUUAGACCAUGUUAUCAGCUACCAUCACGUAUAUUCUAACACAGAACAUGUCAUCAGAGACGCACCAACUGGUAACCUAGAGGCAUAUAUCAAGAACCUUGAAAGAGUUAUCGAUGCCAUUGAAUUUUUCACUCAGAACAAUCCAAACUGCCUUGAAAUGACUCAUUUGACGUCACUAAGAGAGUGUGGUCGUGAGUCACUGGAAAAGGAAUUCAGGAUGUUACUAAACAGGCACAGUAAACCGGUACCUGGUAAUGUCAUCCUGGAUUGUAUUGGAAAUGAAGAAGGUCAGCUGGGAGAAGAGCUUAAUGUUGAGCAUUUACCAGAAAAGGUCAUUGAAGAUCUCAGCACCAUCUCCAACUGGCUUACAGGACCAGGAAAAACUCACUCCUUGGAUUUCAUGAGCGCAUAUGCACAGAUUAGAUCAAGUACAUUGGUUCGAUCCAUGCAGGGAAUUAAGGAGAUAAGAAUAAUGGAUAGCACACAUUCAAGUGGAAAAUUCAAAGCAAGCUCAGGUGUCAGUACACCAACUAGAAAGGGAAUCAGUAAGAAAAAAGACUUAAGAAGAGUUCCAUCAAAACCAAUGGAAUUCAGCCGUAAAGGUUCCUCCCUACAAACAUCAUUGGCAUUUGACUCCAAGGACGGAAAAGAAGAACACAAAGAUGAAAAAAGUGACAUUGACGCAUCUGGUUAUGUGUUGUCUUGCAAAGCUCUGCUCAAACUCAUAGAGAGUGAGCGUGAACUUAUGAAGCCAGUAAUCCCAGAAGAACACCAGAAUGCCAUCUUUGACAAACUGAUUGAAGCUGCAACUGAUGCAUUCAUGGCAGAAGGAGAGACUAUCAUCAGUACUCUGAAACGGUUCAUCACCAAACACAACUACUCAGCCAUCAUGCAGACCUUUCCGAUACUCAAACAAUUCCGUCAGAUACAGCCUCAUUUUGAUGACAUUGUACAGGACACCACAGCAAAGACGAGAAUGCGCUUCCCAAAUCUUAUCCGCAUCCUGGAGCUGACAUCAUCUCGUGCCUUGGAAGAGUUUGCUGAUGGAAUAAAGCAUGGUCCUGAUAAACACUCAAACAUGCCGAAAGAUGGAACAGUACAUGAGUUAACCAGAAAUACGUUGAUCUUUAUGGACCAGCUUUUGCCAUAUUCAGAGACAGUUGGUCAUGUGUUAGCGACUCAGCAAGAGGACCAAAUGCGUGGUUUCAUUAACAGGGAUAAGGGACAACUAACGAGAAUAACAGCUGAAUAUGUCCAACGUGUUCUUGGUUCUCUUGGACUCAACCUUCAGCUCAAGGCCAAGGUUUAUGAAUCAGUAACUCUGUCAUCUCUCUUUCUCCUCAACAAUUAUCAUUACAUUCUCAAAGCGCUACAAAGGUCAGGUCUUCUUGAACUCCUCAAAGAGGGAGAAAUAACAGACAUAGAUGACCAGUAUCAAAUGUUGGUUGAAGAACAAAAAAACAUGUACGACAAAUGUUGGAGCAAGGUACUCCAUUACCUCUUAGAGAUGGAUAAACCAGGGCCAGCUCCAAAGGGUGCUGAUGCAAAACUGAAAGACAAACAGCGGCAAAUGAUAAAAGAUAAAUUCAAGGGAUUUAAUACAGAGUUUGAUGAGAUUUACCAGAUCCAAAAGACAUAUACAGUACCAGAUGAUCAGCUGCGUGAAGAAAUCAGAAAAAAGAAUUUUGACCUUAUUGUUCCACUUUACAGAUCCUUCCGAGAAAAAUAUGAGGGUGUGCAAUUCACCAAAAACCCAGAAAAAUAUGUGAAAUACUCUCCUGAUGAAGUGGGGAAGUUGAUAAAGAAAUUUUUUGAUGUUUCUGCUUGAACUUUAAAAAUGAUAGAUUUGUUUUGGAAGCUUAACUUAAAAUGGUAAUAACAUAAAUAUGUCAUUUGAAGAGAAUAAUUGUUUUAUUUUUUCCUAAAAUUAUGAGAUAAUGGGUGCAAACUGUGGCAAGCACACAAUUUGUAGGUCCAAAAAAUAUCCAUACCUUGCCUAAUGGAGGGGGAUUGGAUUUUCCAAGGGGUGGGGAGGGUCUAGGAAAUGUAUAUUUGCUAGGGAUUGGAACAACCAAUGGGCAGGUUCUGAGGCUAUUUAGUGUAGUUCCAGAAAAUACCUCUACCUCCACCCUAUGGAGGGGGGUUGGAACACCCAAUAGGUAGGGGCUGAGGGUAUUUUGUGUAGUUUCAGAAAAUAUCCCUACUACACCUUAUAGAAACGGAUUGGAAUUUCCAAGAGUUGGUGAAUGUUUGAGGAAAUGUAUUUUGAAUAAGUUCCAGAAAAUAUCCAUACCUAAUCCCUUAGAGGGGAAGUGGAAUUUCCAAAGGGUGGGGAGUUGACGUUGUGUAGUAUUGGAAAAUGUCUGCCUUAUAAUGGAUAACAUCAUUAUAAUUAAUAAUUUCUUUGCAAAAACCACUGCUUUAUUUUAAGAAUCUUAGUAACAUCAACUCAAUGGGUUUCCUGUGUUUUAUGCUAAUUAUUCCUGGUAGCUCUGACCAACACAUCUGUUCACAGAUGUGCUUAUCGAAAAAUGAUAAAAUAAAUAACUUUAUCAUUUUUUUAAUCAGCACAUCUGUGAGAUAAUAGCGAAAAAGAUUUAUCAUGUAUACUUUUCUUUGACUCUAUAAUUCUCAGAUGUAUUACACUCUGAAACAUUCAAUAGCUCUUAGAAGUUGAGGAAGUCGAUGUCUGUCAAACUUUUGGCUGUGUGUCAAAACUUACUUGUUAGUCUUGUAAAUCAAUAAAAAAUUCUAUUAUCUUAA